AUGCACAAUCCUCAGACCUUCGGUGGCCCUCCAACUCAGGCGGCGGCUAUGGUUGUACCUGAUCUAAGCAACAAACCCAAGACCCCUUUACCUUCAUCGACAGACCGACCCGCCUUUUCUCCAGAAUGGGUCACGAAAGCUCCUUCCGGCUAUACGAUAUCUGAGCAUUUGCUCGGUGAGCCACCGCUGACAAAAGAGCCAUUUCGAAUGCUGUGUCUGGGUGCCGGAGCAUCUGGCAUCGAUUUUCUACAUCAUACUGUCACCCUCGAUUCCUUCAAGGGCUUGAAUGUGGAGAUCAAAUGCUACGAAAAGAAUCACGAUGUAGGCGGGACGUGGCUCGAGAAUAGAUAUCCAGGAUGCGCAUGCGACGUACCCAGCGUUUGCUAUCAGUUCCCGUGGAGACCGAAGCCUGACUGGACGAGCUUCUACUCCGAGAGUCGGGAGAUCUGGCAGUACAUGCGCGACAUUGUCGACGAGGAGAAGCUCGACGGUUAUAUUCAAUACAAUACAGAAGUCACCAGUGCGGUCUGGAACGAAGACAAGUCCCGAUGGAUCAUCGCUUCGCGACACGAGAUUAGCCCUGGCCAGUGGGAGGAGCGUGAGGAGGAGUAUCACUUCUUUGUGAAUGCUUCUGGAUUCUUAAACGCCUGGAAAUGGCCAGACAUUCCCGGAUUGCACGAUUUCUGCGGUCAGCUCUACCACACGGCAAACUUCGACGAUACUGUCGAUCUCAAGGGAAAGAAGGUUGCUGUGAUAGGAAGCGGAAGCUCCGGGGUCCAAGUCGUAGCCUCGAUAUAUCAACAAGUUGAUCAGCUCUACCAUUGGGUCCGGAGCCCGAUCUGGGUCACGGCAGGAUACGGUUCGAAAUAUGCCGGCGACAACGGGACCAACUUCCAAUAUUCCAAAGAGCAACAGAAGACGUGGGCCCAAGAUGAAGCGCAAUAUCUUUCCUAUCGCAAAAAGGUUGAGCGAGAACUGAACAUCCGGUUCAAGUUCAUCCUGCGCAACACUCAGGAGGCUGAGGACGCGUGGAAGUACUCUUAUGGCGAGAUGGCCAGGCGUCUGUCCUACAACGAAGAAAUCAUGUCCCAUAUUAUCCCGAAGGACUUCAACGUCGGCUGCCGACGCCCGACACCUGGGACGGGGUAUCUGGAAGCUUUGGUGGCGCCCAAAACAAAAGUCUACUUCGAAACGAUGCAUUCCAUCACGCCGCACGGGUUCAAGCCCAGCUCGUCCGAGCAUGAAGUCGACGUGGACGUGAUCAUCUGCGCCACUGGGUUCGACACCUCCUUCCGGCCCCGAUUCCCCGUCGUCGGGUUGAACGGGACCAACGUCAGCGAGCUCUGGCAGGACCACGCUCUGGGGUACAUCAGCACCGGUGUGCCCGACAUUCCUAACUAUUUCACCUACUUUGGCCCGUACGGGCCCGUAGCUCAGGGCUCUCUCAUCCCAGUCGCCACGGCGCUGUCGCACAAUCUGGUCGCCAUUAUCAAGAAGAUCCGUCUUGAACACAUUCGGCGCCUCUCGCCCAAGCCCAGCGUCGUGGCUGACUUUGGCGAACACGCCACGACCUACCACAAGCGCACAGCCUGGACGGACCCGUGUCGGAGCUGGUUCAAGCAGGGCCGCGUGGAAGCGAACCCUAUCGUAUGGCCUGGGUCGCGACUGCACUAUCUUGACGUGCUGGCCACACCCAGGUUCGAGGACUAUGAUAUUGAGUACGAGAGCGGCAAUCGCUGGGGUUGGCUGGGCAGUGGUUUCUCAACUAUUGAGUUCAACGGCGGGGAUGUGACGUAUUAUUUGGGCGAAGAGACCGAGGAGGACAAGGAAGAGAGGUUACGGAGUAGUUGA
Molecule: messenger RNA, 1851 nt
Organism: Fonsecaea erecta
Lineage: Eukaryota; Fungi; Ascomycota; Eurotiomycetes; Chaetothyriales; Herpotrichiellaceae
Exons: 5
Coding region: 1-1851 (616 amino acids)
Molecular function (GO): N,N-dimethylaniline monooxygenase activity; flavin adenine dinucleotide binding; NADP binding
Source: RefSeq, a predicted model, not a curated record